AUGCCACGACCCGUCGACUACUCCUCCACGCUCGCGACACUGUGCGCCCAACAAGCCGCGCAACCCCUCUCGAUCCUCGCGCUCGCGGAGCCGAUCACCACCUCCCAACAACAGCGACAGCAGCCCCAAGCUGCCUCCCGUGGCCCACCCCGCCCAUCAGACACGCUCUCCGCCUCGGAAGCCGACUCGUCUCUAGCUCUCACGCCCACGACCCUAGCCGCCGACCUCACGCACUACAAGGACCUGUUCUCCAAGCUCCGCUUCAGCUACCUCGAGCAGGUCACCAAGGAGAAAUACCUGCGCAGCAUCGUGGGCGAUCCGCCCCUGCUAGUCAGCCAUGGCGACAACCUGGCGCUCGAGCAGACGCUGGCGACGAUGAAACACGACCUGAAGGCCAAGAAGGAGGACGUCGACGCGCUGGUUUCCGCGAUGGAGGAACGGGCGCGGGACGUCGCGCAGCGGUACGAUGCCGUAAACGAGGGGAUGGGCGCGCUGGAACGGGUACCGCUUGAGAUCGAGGAUUUGAGGCGCGAGGUAGAGAGAUUGAAUGCCGAAGUUGCGGCCCGGCGGGGUGUGGAGGGGUCUUCCGAUCCGAGGAUGAGGAUGUCGUUGGCGGAGACGGAGGAGGCGCUCGCGGCGCAGAGGGAAAGGAAUGCCGAGGUCGAUCGCAUGAUUGCCGAGUUGCAGGGCGGAAUGCCGGCGAGGGUGCGCGACGUGGAGAGGAUGGAUCGUGAGUUGGCGGAAUUGGAGAGGAGGCGGAAUGAAGCUGCGAGGUUGGCGGUCGAGGGGAGGCGGAGGAGGGAGGAACAAGGUGGCCGGGACGAGAUGGAGGAGCUGGGACGGUGGUAUAGAGCGAGUGAGGGCGUUAUGAGGGGGUUGUUGGGCGUGGAGGGGACGGUAGGGUAG
Messenger RNA from Cladophialophora yegresii CBS 114405, 906 nucleotides. RefSeq lists its product as uncharacterized. The transcript has a single exon. The record is from RefSeq and is a predicted model, not a curated record. The coding region runs from base 1 to 906 and encodes 301 amino acids. Lineage: Eukaryota; Fungi; Ascomycota; Eurotiomycetes; Chaetothyriales; Herpotrichiellaceae. Gene Ontology annotation, biological process: kinetochore assembly; attachment of mitotic spindle microtubules to kinetochore; protein localization to kinetochore. Gene Ontology annotation, cellular component: kinetochore.